AUGAAGGAAGAAGGUUGGGGAAGAGACCUGUCAGCUGGGCUGCCUCACGGGGAGGGGGAAGCACGUGGCUAUACCACUAGCAUCCUGUUCAGCUUCAGCACGAGUGUCAUCGGUGACACCUACAUGGUCCUUGCUUGAAACAGCAGGAGCAAAAAAAGCAGCUCUGGUGCUAGCAUCUCUUCUGAUGAGCACACCAGAAUACAACAGAAGAGAAGGCAAGGCCACACCAAAGAGGACCCAAGUCAGGUGCCAUAAGAAGACUGUGGAUUGAUAGAAAUAAUUAUAGAGUUCUUCGGGAUGCAGGAAACUGCCUCCUGUAAAUCCAGGAAGUCCCCUGUAGCAGGGCGCAUGGAUAAGGAAUGGUGA
Messenger RNA from Ictidomys tridecemlineatus (thirteen-lined ground squirrel), 366 nucleotides. The record is from RefSeq and is a predicted model, not a curated record. Lineage: Eukaryota; Metazoa; Chordata; Mammalia; Rodentia; Sciuridae.